AUGCCUGUGGCACCGCUUCAUCCGGAGCUACAGCGUGUGCUCAAAGAACACCGAAACGCCCGCGCUUUUGACCCGGUUGCCUGGAUUGAGAUGAAGUGUGCGAAGCUGAACAACUACAUGCGCCGGUGUGGUCUGAAGGCCUGCGUAACGAGUGUAUCAGGUGGGAUCGACUCGGCAGUAGUGCUUGCGAUGUGUGCUCGCGCAAUGCAGGCGCCCAAGAGCCCUAUUGAGAAAAACGUGGGACUGUGCCAGCCAAUCUACAGUAGCCCCUGGGCACUGAAGCGGGGUAAGGAAAACAUCGCUGCUUGCGGUGCUACGGAGGUCGUUAUUGACCAGACCAACCUUCACGCCGAACUCACGACACUUAUCGAGAAGGCUGUCGGCAUCAAAGGCGGCGACUUUGCACGUGGUCAGCUGCGCAGCUACAUGCGCACCCCGCCGGGCUUUUACGUGGCGCAGCUGCUCAGCCAAGAAGGCACUCCAGCUAUUGUUAUGGGCACCGGGAACAAGGAUGAGGAUUUUUACCUGGGAUACUUCUGCAAGGCCGGCGACGGUGUUGUGGAUGUGCAAAUCAUCUCUGACUUACACAAGAGCGAGGUAUUUCUAGUUGCCGAGGUGCUUGGGGUGCCGGCGAACACGCGCAAUGCCGCCCCGUCCGCCGACCUUUGGGAGGCUCAGACCGACGAGGAUGAGCUAGGAUUUCCCUACGACUUUGUAGAGCUCUUCACGGGGUGGUACUUGGAGCAGUGCGAGACAUCCAAGUUAGAGUUCCUAAGGAGCCUCUCUAAUGAGGCACGGGAAGAAUUCGAGCGGUACGUCGCCGCCUGCGAGCUUGUGCACCGCCGCAACGCGCACAAGCUCCAGGGCCAAGUGAAUCUCUGA
This is a messenger RNA of Leishmania braziliensis MHOM/BR/75/M2904, 882 nucleotides long. Its product is annotated as putative NAD+ synthase. Gene Ontology annotation, biological process: NAD+ biosynthetic process. NCBI's taxonomy places the organism in Eukaryota, Euglenozoa, Kinetoplastea, Trypanosomatida, Trypanosomatidae. The coding region runs from base 1 to 882 and encodes 293 amino acids. Gene Ontology annotation, molecular function: glutaminase activity; NAD+ synthase (glutamine-hydrolyzing) activity. Gene Ontology annotation, cellular component: cytoplasm. The transcript has a single exon. The record is from RefSeq and is a predicted model, not a curated record.